GCCGCCACCUCGGGCGCCACCUGAGGGAGCUGCCGCCGUGGGACCCAAGCAGACCGGACCCGACCUCGCCGCCCGAGACAGCUUGAGGCCCAGCAGCUGCCUGCGGAGGCGCCGAGCAACUUCGGAGGCAGAAAUUAUGGCAUUUUCCUGAUUGAUCGUUGGCUGUUGGCACUAGUUGACCCAUGAUGACUGUGGCUGUAAUUUUGGAGAAACGAGAGAGUCUGAGAUGGUCGCUGCCGGGAGGAUUUUCAGCUUUGCUUCUCUUGAAGUUGAUAGCAGUGUGUUUUUUGGAAUCCUGUGGCAUUUCUUCAUGGCAGUACAUAUUAUGCAGAGAUUGGUCAGCACGUGGACGCAAGUUGCCUUUUGACGUAGCUGCCACCAUGGCCAGCUGGUAGAACCAGCGUCCCAUGCCCAGAAGCCAGUUCAGAAUGACCGAAGAAGCAUGCCGGACACGGAGUCAGAAACGAGCACUUGAACAGGACCCAGCGGAAGAUGAUGUGGAAAGCAAGAAAAUAAAAAUGGAGAGAGGAUUGUUGGCUUCAGAUUUAAACACUGAUGGAGACAUGAGAGUGAUCCCCGAGCCAGGAGGAGGUCCAGCCCAAGGGUUGCUGAGGGGGGCAGAGGUGACAGCCAUUGGCAGAGGUGAAGGGCAGGCAGGCGAUGGGCCUGUGGACAUGCGCACCUCACACAGUGACAUGAAGUCCGAAAGGAGAGCCCCCUCACCCGAUGUGAUCGUGCUCUCUGACAACGAGCAGCCUGUGAGCCCGAGGGUGAAUGGGCUUCCAAAGGAGACCUUGCAGGAGACCAGCACUGAGGCCCUCAUGAAAAGCAGCCCCGAAGAACGAGAAAGGAUGAUUAAGCAACUAAAAGAAGAGUUACGAUUAGAAGAAGCAAAGCUCGUUUUAUUGAAAAAGUUGCGGCAGAGUCAAAUACAAAAGGAAACCACCACCCAGAAGCCCGCAGGCUCCGCUGGGAGCACCGUGACCACCCCUCCCCCGCUUGUUCGGGGCACCCAGAACAUUCCUUCCGGCAAGCCAUCACUUCAGACCUCUUCGACUCGAAUGCCUGGCAGUGUCAUUCCACCACCCCUGGUUCGAGGCGGGCAGCAGGUGUCCUCAAAGCUGGGGCCACAGGCGAGCUCACAGGUCGUCAUGCCCCCACUCGUCAGGGGGGCCCAGCAAAUCCACAACAUCAGACAACAUUCCAGCACGGGGCCACCACCACUUCUCCUGGCCCCCCGGGCAUCUGUGCCCAGUGUGCAAAUCCAGGGGCAAAGAAUCAUCCAGCAGGGCCUUAUUCGCGUCGCCAACGUCCCCAACACCAGUCUGCUCGUCAACAUCCCGCAGCCCUCCCAAGCCUCGCUGAAAGGGACGACAGCCACUUCUGCUCAGGCCAACUCUACCCCCACCAGCGUGGCCUCCGUGGUCACGUCUGCUGAUUCUCCAGCCAGUCGACAGGCAGCCGCCAAGCUCGCACUGCGCAAACAGCUUGAGAAGACGCUGCUUGAAAUCCCCCCUCCCAAGCCCCCCGCCCCAGAGAUGAACUUCCUGCCCAGUGCUGCCAACAACGAAUUCAUCUACCUGGUCGGCCUGGAAGAGGUGGUACAGAAUCUGCUGGAGACUCAAGCAGGCAGAAUGUCAGCGGCUGUAGUGCUGUCCCGGGAGCCCUACAUGUGCGCACAGUGCAAGACGGACUUCACGUGCCGCUGGCGGGAGGAGAAGGGUGGCGCCAUCAUGUGCGAGAACUGCAUGGCGUCCAACCAAAAGAAGGCACUCAAAGUGGAGCACACUAGCCGGCUGAAGGCUGCCUUCGUGAAGGCACUGCAGCAGGAACAGGAGAUCGAGCAGCGUCUCCUGCAGCAGGGCACUGCUCCUGUGCAGGCCAAAGCUGAGCCUGCCACCACCACCCACCCCGCGCUGAAGCAGGUCAUAAAACCCCGGCGUAAGUUGGCGUUCCGCUCAGGAGAAGCCCGCGACUGGAGUAACGGGGCUGUGCUACAGGCCUCCAGCCAGCUGUCCCGGGGCUCGGCCACGACACCCAGAAGCGUGCUGCACACAUUCAGUCAGUCACCCAAACUGCAGAAUGCAGCCUCAGCCACAGCCCUCGUCAGCAGGACUGGCAGACAUUCCGAGAGAGCCGUGAGUGCCGGCAAGAGCAAUGCCACCUCCAACUGGAAGAAGGCACCCCUGAGUACAGGUGGGGCCCUUGCAUUUGUCAGCCCAAGCUUGGCGGUGCACAAGACCUCCUCCGCGGUGGACCGCCAGCGGGAGUACCUCCUGGACAUGAUCCCGCCACGCUCCAUCCCCCAGUCGGCCACGUGGAAAUAGUGUGAGCCUGGCCCAAUGGAGAACAGGCUCCCACCUCCCUCCCACCUGGCCCGCCACCCUCCGCUCAGGAAGACACCCUGCUCCCUGAGAGAGUGAGCAAGCGUCAGCCAUGCUGCAGAAGCAAGAGCUCCGUUCUUGGCUGCGAAGUCUUGUCGCCACAAAGUCUCAUCACGGCUGCGGGGCUGCUUCACAGGUGGAUGAGGAUUAUCACUGGGGGACCUUUCCCGUGGGCUUUCCUCCUUUCUUUGCCUUUAGUUUGCCCAACACCAGCAGAAAAGCGGACCUCGGGGGCUAGUUCUGCUCCCACCCUCCCCUUCAGCCCCCACAAGGCGCACAGGCAGCCUGGACACUGUGACACAACACACUAGGGCAAGACUGGCGCCGGGGCUUCUGAAGUUGAGCGGAGCAUUCUGUUUUAUUUUUGCUUUUUCCCGUCUUAGCUUCCCAAUCUUUGACUGCCUUCCUUCACGGCAAUCUCUAGGUUGACAGAUUUUUUUUUUUUAAUCACCUCACAAUGAUGGAGUUUAAGUAAACCGUGCAGACCCAGGGGUUCUGUCAAGCACGGCCCCCAUGACCCAGAGGGUGGGCCGAUGAGCAACCAGCCCUCGCUCUCUCCAGCGGAAGGCCUGUGCUGCUGCUCAUCCAGGAAACCCCCGACCUCCCACACUUAGCAGAAGAACAAACUGCAGCCCAGACCCAGCUACAGAGCCCGGGAUCCUGGAAGCUGUGCCGUUGCCUGCGGAGGAGGGUGGAGAGAACUGGCAGCAACGUCCAGAGCCUGAGCGAGAAGUUGGAGGGGCAGGCUGUUGUGUUUUUUUGUUGUUGUGGUUUAUUUUAUUAAAUUUUUUCCUUUUCUUUUCCUACUUAUUUUGAUGGACAUCAUCCCAAGCUGCCCUGGCCUGUGCUCCCGUUAGGUGUAUCAGGUGGGGAGGCAUCCCUCCCCCGCUACAGACUUCAGGGUUUCCGUUUGGGUCUAGUUUAGAACCUUCCCUUAAAGCAGGGCCAUGCCGCCAGCGUUCGCCUUUGGACUUUUUUUUUUUUUUUUUAAUCCUCUUUAGAGUCUACAGAAAUGUCUUACAAAGGAUCAGGUCUGCUCUUAGUUGUGUUUCAUUUUGGUUUCUCCCACUCCUUAAAAAUUGGUUCCAUGAGGAAAGGCAGAAGCUGUCCUGUGUGUGCUGUACACGGGGCUGGCUCCAUGCUGAUGCAAGGGCAUCCAUGUGUGCAUGCACAUGUGUCAUUGUGGAGAUGGAGUAUGCCGCUCCCCACUUCAGCCCCAGUCCUGGUUUUCCUGUCCAUGCAGUUAGGGACUUAAUUUAAAACCCUUAUUUUGUAGGGCCGCCUUCUCGAACACACUGCUUCAACAUUCUAAUAAAGGCUCAUUUAACCCCCUCUCAUGUUGUGUGAAUAUCAGUGUUUAGAAAACAUUUUUGACAUGCGGUAGAAGACCUAGGUAGAAGACCUAGUUUUGCAAAAUGUUCUAAGUUUUUGUUGUGUAAAACCCCAAAUUUCUCAUUGAUUUUUGUUUUGACUAGAUGGGCUGAAGGAGGGGAGGGCAGGGAAGGGUGGCUUUCAUUACCAGAUCCAGGGAUUUGGGGGGAAAGAGGGAAAUUGACAUUCAGGAGUGGGGGGAAAGGGUGUGAUUUUACACCAAAAACUCAAAAGUAUGCAAGCGUUUCUAUUCCUCGCAUUUUUCUGUGUGCCUGGCAAAUAAAUAUCUGUCUUAUACUACCUUGAGCUGUUAGCCCUCUCUGUUCAGUGACACCGGCCAGACUCCAAAUCCUCCAACAAGGAGCGCUCAGCUGGCCACUCCCAGCAAAUAGGCCUCAGUCCUAUGUAGUAACAGAAUCAGGUGUCCAGGCCAACGUCACCUCUGCACUGGUGGGAUGCUGUAGGGUUGUCACUUUCCAGCCAGGGUUGACUGGGUCUGUGACUGGGGGGCACAUGUUUGCCCCCAAGUCCCACCAAAACCUGGCUUAUCACUGCACUCAGGAACCACCUCUCCUCCCCUCUCCACCUCAUCUCUCCUUGCCAGACCACCUCUGGCAGAGGAUGGGACAGUGAGGCUCUGGUUCUGCCUUCUCCAGCCCAGCAUUCCCAAGCACAUUCUCAUCAGAGAUGACUUAACUGUGCUGGAAACAGCUUUUUAAGAAGGGACAAGAAUGUGAGAAGCUCUCAUAUUUAGUUCAUUCUACUGUCUCAAAUUUCCCCCGCUUUUCUUUAGUUUCUCCCUUUGCGGUGUAACUUCUGUAACAAUCUCCAAAUGGGUGGUUGUGUGAUAAACGUUAAGAUCCUACAGGAAAGACAUUAUUAAAUCCCUUUCUAGGUGGGGUUUGAAUAUACUAGGAAAGGAUGUUAACAUUAAGGGUGUUCUUCCAGCAGCAAAGCUCACCCCACUCAAGAUCUGCUACAGUGCUUGGGGCCUCGUCUCCCCAUGGGUGCGUUGGGUCUGAGAGGACCUGGUUCUGAGGAGCAGUGAGAAUGUGGGAGCCCUCAGGCCCAAAUGGCAAUUUAUAAUAGCCCCUUGUUAUCUGACGCAAAACUCUGACAGCAACUAGAAACUUAAAAUGGCCACUCUGUGGAGUGGGGUGGGAGUUUACAAAGCUUAUUCCUUCCCUGUUUUGGUGGGAGAGCAGGUUUAAAAUGGCCAAGUGCACAUGUAUGUGCGCAGAUAGACACAUGUCCCCUUAGAGCCAUCCAUGGCUCUGGGCCAUCUUGUCAAUGUCAUGGGGACUUUGGUCUCAGUAUUCCAACUGUGAUGCUGGGACCCACACCUUUGACAAGCAAGGCCAAGGAUGAUCCUUCUCCAGAGUGCCUUUAGUCCUGUAUGUCCUCUUAAGAAGCAAAAAUCUCGCCCCAGGGCAGAGGAAAUGAAAGAGGCAACUGAGUGCAGCCCUGCUACAUGUCCCACAUGUCACUCCAGUGGAUGGAGAGACAUGAAGUUUUUUGUACAAGUAAUAUAAACAUUCUCAUCACAGGGGUGUAAAUAGAAAAGGUGGUCCUUACUAAUCUGCCACAGGGUUUUUCUUUGAUGCCGAGUUAUGCUGCAUAUAACAUUUGCCUAAAGGACUUGGACUGAGCUUUUUUAGACAGCUGUUUUAUAAUCCUUAAAAGUGUAAUAAACGGUUACACUAGUGCAGGUUAUUUGGGAGGUGGCUUUUUUUUUUUUUUGAGGGGGGGGUCACUUGUAUUUAUUGUGACUAAAUCUUUGAUAAUGUAAAAGUUGACCACUAAACCAGAAUAGAAGUUCCAAUAAACAGGUUGGAAUCAAUGGCUAUACGUGGUGUCAGGAAGUUUAAGAAUCUGAAAGACAAUAAAGAAAUGGACUAUG
Pteropus alecto (black flying fox) is the source of this 5655-nucleotide messenger RNA. It is a transcript of the gene GATAD2A, whose product is annotated as GATA zinc finger domain containing 2A. NCBI's taxonomy places the organism in Eukaryota, Metazoa, Chordata, Mammalia, Chiroptera, Pteropodidae. Gene Ontology annotation, molecular function: sequence-specific DNA binding. Gene Ontology annotation, biological process: negative regulation of transcription by RNA polymerase II. Gene Ontology annotation, cellular component: NuRD complex. The record is from RefSeq and is a predicted model, not a curated record. The coding region runs from base 408 to 2327 and encodes 639 amino acids. The transcript has 14 exons.